UUGGGUUGGCGCCGGCGCCAGCUGAGCUGAGCUGUGCGGUAGCGGGUCUAGUGAGGCGUCAUACUCCUAAAAGAAGAGAAUGUCAAGACGCAGUAGCCGUUUACAAGCUAAGCAACAAGCCCAGCCCUCACAGUCUGACUCCCCCCAAGAAGCCCAAAUCUUCCAGGUCAAGAAGAGAAAAACAGCACAGGAUGUCAAAAAGAGAAAAGAAGAGCAGGUCACCAAGAAACAUCAGUAUGAGAUUAGGAAUUGUUGGCCACCUGUAUUAUCUGGGGGAAUCAGUCCUUGUAUUAUCAUUGAAACACCUCAUAAAGAAAUAGAAACAAGUGACUUCUCCAGAUUCACAAAUUACAGAUUUAAGAAUCUUUUCAUUAAUCCUUCACCUUUGCCAGAAUUAAGCUGGGGAUGUUCAAAAGAGGUUUGGCUAAACAUGUUACAAAAGGAAAACAGAUAUGUACAUGACAAACAUUUUGAAGUUUUACAUUCUGACUUGGAACCACAGAUGAGGUCAAUACUUCUAGACUGGCUUUUAGAGGUAUGUGAAGUAUAUACGCUUCAUAGGGAAACAUUUUAUCUUGCACAAGAUUUUUUUGAUAGAUUUAUGUUGACACAAAAGGAUAUUAAUAAGAAUACACUUCAACUCAUUGGAAUUACCUCAUUAUUCAUUGCUUCCAAACUUGAGGAAAUCUAUGCUCCAAAACUCCAAGAGUUUGCUUAUGUCACUGAUGGUGCUUGCAGUGAAGAGGAUAUCUUAAGGAUGGAACUCACUAUUUUAAAGGCUUUGAAGUGGGAACUUUGUCCUGUAACAGUCAUCUCCUGGUUAAAUCUUUUUCUACAAAUUGAUGCUGUUAAAGAUGCUCCUAAAGUUCUUCUACCUCAGUAUUCUCAGGAAACAUUCAUUCAAAUAGCUCAGCUUUUAGAUCUGUGUAUUCUAUCCAUUGACUCAUUAGAGUUCCAGUACAGUAUAUUGGCUGCUGCCGCCUUAUGCCAUUUUACCUCCAUUGAAGUGGUUAAGAAAGCCUCAGGUUUGGAAUGGGACAACAUCUCAGAAUGUGUAGAUUGGAUGGUGCCUUUUGUCAGUGUGGUAAAAAGUUCAAGUCCAGUGAAACUGAAGACUUUUAAGAAAAUACCUAUGGAGGACCGACAUAAUAUCCAAACACACACAAACUAUUUGGCUCUGCUGGAGGAAGCAAAUUAUGCAAACACCUUCAGAAAAGGAGGACAGUUGUCACCAGUAUGCAAUGGAGGCAUCAUGACACCACCGAAGAGCACGGAAAAACCAGUCGGAAAACACUAAAGUUAACAAAGCCAACAAGUUGGAACUGACCAAAUUUUGAGCAUAAUUUCAUACAUCUCAACUAAAGAAUUAUAGGAAUAUAGUGUUGUGAUUGCCAAUUUAAAAGUUACACCGCUGUUGCUUUGAUUUUAAAACCACUUAAAAUUGGCAUGAAAGAAAUUAACUUAGUUUCUGGAUUAGCUGUUAAACAGCAGGACUUGUUUACAGAGAUGACUUUAUUACAAGGUUACUGAAUAGAAGCCUGCCACGAUUUAUGCCAUGGCAAUUAUGGGUUUUUGUUUAGGAAUCCAGUGUUACUACAGUUAUCUUGAUAAACUAGGAAUUUUAUCAUUGGAGUUUUGGACAUCUGCUCCCUUACAAGGUAGGUAAGUGAUACAGUACUUUGAACCUAGCUUUUAAAAUUCUCAGAAUUCCUAUCUUGACUAGUGCAAUCUGCUUAGUGAAAAUAAAACUUAAAGUUGUUUACAAAGAUUUAUUUUGUAAUAAGGUGACUAAUUUAUCACAAGUGCUGUAACAAGCUAUGAUAAAACUUGAAUUUUCACAAAUGGUGAAAUUUUAAUCUGUAAGCUAGUAUAUUUGCCUUGCAAUAACACUUUUUAAAUCAAUAUGGCUUUGGAUGAACCUGAUGUUUAAACUUCUCUUUCUAGGGGGAGAACCAAAGAAAAUAAAAAUAAGUGCUUUGUUCCUACUGGGGCUUUGGCAGAUAGGUUGCUCUAGAAUAAUACACUUUUGAAUAUCGUAAUUUGGGUUAAAAACUUCAAACUAUUUAUAUGAGAACGUCACUUUAUCAUUCUAAGACAUCCCUAAGAAUUUUCAUUUGGCUAAAGUUUUAUUUAUGUUUGCAAAACUGUUAAGAUCCAUUUUAAAUUCCUACAUUAUGACACAAAAAUAGUAUCGUGAUAAAAGUUUAACACUUAACCUAAAAUUUAUUUAUUUAAACUUGCUGUAUAUACAUUAGCUACUUCAUGUUCUAGCUUAAUCAUUUUUAAAGAAAUUUUAGCCAUGUGAACUAGAUUUAAUUAGAAAAAGGUAGUGUAAUUACACUAGAGUGCUAGCUUGUUGAUAGACAUGUGAAUCUGUUCUCCCUUUGAAGAAAUUGUAAAUGUAAGCUAUUGUUAUGGUAUGAAGUCUUCUGUAUAGUUUGUUUUUAAACUAAUGUUUCAGUAUUUUGUCUGAAAAAAAACCACUGUGUACAUAUGUAUUAUAUAAAUGUAAUCUUUUAAUACUGCUU
This is a messenger RNA of Perognathus longimembris pacificus (Pacific pocket mouse), 2528 nucleotides long. It is a transcript of the gene Ccne2, whose product is annotated as cyclin E2. Gene Ontology annotation, biological process: regulation of cyclin-dependent protein serine/threonine kinase activity; G1/S transition of mitotic cell cycle. The coding region runs from base 80 to 1297 and encodes 405 amino acids. NCBI's taxonomy places the organism in Eukaryota, Metazoa, Chordata, Mammalia, Rodentia, Heteromyidae. Gene Ontology annotation, cellular component: cyclin E2-CDK2 complex; centrosome; cyclin E1-CDK2 complex. Gene Ontology annotation, molecular function: cyclin-dependent protein serine/threonine kinase regulator activity. The transcript has 12 exons. The record is from RefSeq and is a predicted model, not a curated record.